CUUUCUUUCUUUCUUUUAUGGACGCCAAAGUUUCAAUCUUUAUUAAUACCCACAAUCCAAAAACCCUUAAUUUUGCCCUAAAAUUAAAAUCCCAAUUCGAAUCUCAAUAAAAAAAAAAAUGUUUUCUUGGAAUUUUGCAAAAUCUGCAGAGGCCAUGUUUUCAAGAUUGGCUGUAAAAAAGAUUUGCAAGUUUUUAUUGAAGAAAAAAUUAGGGCAAAUUAUAUUGGGGGAUAUUGAUGUUAAUCAGCUUGAUGUUCAAUUAAGUAGUGGCAUAAUUCAGCUUUCUGAUUUAGCACUUAAUGUUGAUUUUAUUAAUCAAAAGUUUGGUGAAGAAGCUAUCUUGGUUGUGAAAGAAGGGUCGAUUGGGUCUUUAACCGUUAGACUUCCAUGGAAGAAUAGAAACUGUGAAAUUGAGUUGGAAGAACUCGAGGUUGUACUUGCCCUUGGUCGAAAAGAAAGUGGUCGAUUUGCAACUGAAGCUUCUAUUUCAGGUCAAGAUGGGAAUACGUAUAAUAGUUAUGACUUUAUGGCACAUGAAAAUGAAAUGGGUAACAGUACUAUAACGGGCGCUUCUGUGGAUAUUCAUGAAGGAGUGAAAACUAUUGCCAAGAUGGUUAAAUGGUUGCUUACAAGUUUCCAUGUGAGAAUCAAAAAGUUAAUAGUUGCUCUUGAUCCGUCUGCAGAAGAUAUGGAGGGAAAAGGGGACUGCAGGACGUUGGUUGUGAGAUUUGGUGAAGUGGAAUGUGGUACGGGAGUUUCUGAAGAUGUUAACCUUAAUAGUGAAGGGGCGGUUGAUGGUUUUCUUGGGCUGAGUAGGUUGACUAAUUUUGUGAAGUUUGAUGGAGCAAUACUUGAGUUUCUUCGGUUAGAUGGUGAUGGAGAAACUUGGGGUGAAAUGUUUUCAGGAUGUUGUUCAGUCAAUGCGACUACACCAGUCAUUACAGGAGAAAAAGGUGGAUUUUCGGGUACCAUAAAGCUGAGUAUACCAUGGAAAAAUGGCUCUCUAGAUAUCAGAAAACUUGAUGCUGAUGUAUAUGUCGAUCCUUUAGAAAUAAGAUUCCAACCUAGCUCAUUGAAAAAUUUCAUGUAUUUUAUGCAUGUUUUUGAGGAACUUAACAAAGACCGCAAUAGUUAUAUGCAUAGUAAAGCAAGUGAAUCUGUAUACCACAGUGUAUCAUCAUCCCAUGGUUAUUCAUCAACUUCAAGUUCUUUUGGUCUUUAUUCUCAGAAACCUGUAGCAUUUUCACCUGAAUCACAUUCUUCAGCUGGAAGUGAUUCGGUCUUGGAUGCUUUGUUACGUAGUUCACAUCUAAUAUCAGACUGGAUGGCAUCACCCAUCACCAGCAACCAGGAACUAAAAACUGAAGAAUCAGAAUUUGGGGCCAGUGUCGAUCAAUUCUUUGAGUGUUUUGAUGAAUUAAGAGCUUCACAAUCUGCAUUGGGGAAUAGUGGGAUGUGGAACUGGACAUGCUCUGUGUUUAGUGCAAUAACUGCUGCAUCCAACCUUGCUUCAGGAUCUCUUAAUAUUCCACCUGAACAGAAACAUGUUGAAACAAGUCUCAAGGCAACAAUUACACAGAUUGUAAUCCUAUUUUCCUUUGUGGAUGAAGACAAGCAAGAUGAGGCUUCAUAUGUCCAUUAUAUAAACGCAGAUUUUCGUGACAUGCAGCUGCUUUUGCAGGUCUGCCCUCAAGAAUCAAACUUUGAAGCAACAGUCAAACAUAUUGAGGUGUCUGAUUAUUUCAGUCUACCAUCUCAAAAUCAAAGUGCGAAUGAUCAGAGUUUGUUGAUUAGAAAGAAGCAAGCUGCAGUUGAAAAGGCUUGCCCUCCUUUGACGCCACUGGCUGGCCGUUCGAGAUACUAUAGGGAUCACAUCUAUAGGGAUGAUGUGGUCAAAGUCUUGCUGCUCAAAACUUAUGCCGUUACACGAUGCCAAUACACUGUGCCUUCUGUUACAGGCCCCAGAUCCUUUUCUUUGAAUCUGCCAUCUUUAAUUUUCUGGGUGAAUCUUGAUUUGAUAAGCACAGUGUUGGAUCUUAUGAAAGAUAUCGAGAACUCCCUUAAAAUAUAUGGUUUAAAAGACAUCGUUGCAAAGGGUCCGAGUCCUCAAUUUAUGACUUCACAUAAGGAAACUCUGAGAUGCAAUAUUUCGCUUCUCGAUGCAAGAAUUGUUUUUUGUUUUCCUUGUGAGAAAAGUCAAGAUUGUAAGAGCUACUUAUCCUGGAAUCAGUUUAUUGUUAUUGAUCUUUCUUCUCCAUCUACUUUAAGAGACAGGCGGGUUCAGUCAAGUCAGAGAUUUCGUGUGACAACCUCACGGUCGUUGCAUUUAAGUGUGGGUAACAUUGUGGUCUACUUUGUUGAAUCAGAUUAUCAGCUCAAAUGUUAUGCAGAACGUGUCUUGUCUGCAUCUGAUAAAGAGGGCCAUCCAUCUGUUAUAAGUAUGUUGUGGCAGGAUAAUGCUGUUACGGGUCCUUGGAUCACAAAGAGAGUGAAGAUUCUUGCUAAUUCAGAUCAUAACACCGGCCGGAAUAAAUCUACAGGGAAAGGCCACGGGUUUGCAUAUGUAACUACCACUAAAGAUAUGGAAGAUUUCAAUUCUCGAACACGAGAGGAGUUGGUUUCAACCUCUUCAUUCUUCCUUCAUGUCCAUGUUGCCCCUACUACUAUCGAUCUGGACAGUUCGUUAUAUCAAACCUUACAUGAUCAUUUACAUCAUAUGACUGAUUGGUUGUCAUGCAUAGCUUCUGAAAAACAUCCCUCGUCAUCUCAGUCAUCUAUCCUAUUAGAAUGUGAUUAUGUGGAGGUUUCUGUUUGUGUAGCACCAGCGGAAAACAUCAAAGGGUCGAUCCAGAAUGAGCUUCCUGGCUCUUGGGGUAAAUUGAAAUUAAAAGUUACCAAAUUUGAGUUGUUAACUGUAUCAAAUACUGGUGGAAGCCUGGAUGCCAGUUUUCUCUGGGUAGGCCAUGGUGAGGGAAAUCUACGCGGUUCCACUACAGGUGUUCCUGAUGAUGAGUUUGUUCUUAUAUCUUGUGAUAACUCCACCAGGGGACGCGGGAAUGGUGAAGGCUCAAAUGUACUUUCUUCUAGGUUUCCCGGGUCUGAUAUCAUACACAUGUGGGACCCAGAGAAUAUUGUAAGUCAAGUAUCAAUAAAUAUUAGGUGUGCCACUGUCGUUGCAGUAGGUGGGCGUUUAGAUUGGUUCGAUACAAUUAUAUCAUUUUUCAGUCAUAUUUCAAGUGAAAGUAACCAAGUAAAUGAUGAUGUUUUAGAAAAAGAAGACUCUUCGUUUGUGCUUAACUUGAUUGAUAUUGCUUUGAGUUAUGAACCUUACUCAAGUAAUGCGGAAGCCGAACCAGGUUCUUCUCAAGAACAGUGUGUUGCUGGUCUUCUAGCAGCAUCUGGUUUGAAACUCUCAAAGUUUUCAUCAGCUAAUUGUGUAGAGAACGAUUAUGAAAUCAAAGCUCAUGAUUUGGGAGUAUUGCUUUGUGAAGAGUUUGGGCUCAGGAAUCUUCAUGGAUCUUACAGUGAUCAAAAUCUACGACAGAUUGGGUAUGUUAAAGUUGCAGAAGAAACACAUGUUGAAGCGGUCUUAAGAAUGAAUUGCAAGAACGGCCACGAAUGGGAAUUAGAAUGCUCUGAAUCCCACGUUGUGCUGGAUACUUGCCAAGAUACCACCUUUGGACUCGCUCGUCUUGCAGCUCAGAUUCAGCAAAUAUAUGCCCCUGAUUUUGAAGAAGCAAUUGUGCAUUUACAGAGUCGGUGGGAUAAUAUCCAGGUGGCACUAGAAGGUUACAAAAGCCGAAGCUCAAGCAAUUAUUCAACUUCGUCUAAUUCAGAUACAAACGGGGACAUUUAUACAGCCAACUUGAUGGACGAAAUUUCUGAAGGAGCAUUCAACUUAGAUGCUCAUCAUGAACGUGUGUCCGGUCCGUUUUUUGGGUUGGAAGACAAUGAAACAUCGUGCUCACAUGCUACCUUGCCCGAGCUCAUAGACGGCUACUUCUUAUCUGACAUGCGCCUUCUACCUGAAUCCUCUUCAAACUAUCGACCACAGAGCACCAAAUCAGCAACUCCAAAGGAGGUGGGGGCUCAAGUUGAAAAUGGAUGGUAUGGCGAUUCACUGUUAAAUAUUGUAGAAGACCAUGUUUUGGGUAUUGCGGAAAAAACCGAUUCCAGACAAGUCAUUGGAACCAAGCCUUCUGUCACACAGACGGGGAAUGUGAAUGUUAAGGGUUGUGUGGUUCUGAAAAAUCUUAAUGUAAGGUGGACACUGUAUGCAGGUUCUGACUGGCAGUAUACAAGGGAUAAAGCUGUUUGUUUAGAAUUCGCACUGUUGAAGAUGGGUCUCCUGUGUGACAUAUUCCCUGAUGGUGAAACAUAUGUGUCUAAACUUUCGGUGUCAAUUCAGGAUUUUUCUAUCAAUGAUGUCAGCAAGGGUGCACCCUGGAUACAGGUUCUUGGUUGUUAUCAAUCAAAAGAUCGUCCUAGAGAAUCCCGUUCUAAAGCAUUCAAGCUAGAUUUAGAAUCCGUUAGACCGCAUCCCUCAACUCCUCUGGAGGAAUACCGGCUAAAAGUUGCAAUACUUCCUAUGCGUUUGCAUCUUCAUCAAAGCCAACUUGAAUUCCUGAUCAGCUUUUUUGGAGGAAAAAAUAUGUCUCCUGAUCAUGUUCAGGAUAUUAUUGAAUUGGAGUUACCACAAAAGAGCUACACCAGCCUAGGAGGUUGUAGGAUAAUAGAGGAGGCGUUACUUCCCUAUUUUCAGAAGUUCAGCAUAUCAUCUUUUGUUGUUCGGGUUGACUACAUUCCUUCUCGUGUUGACGUAGCUGCAUUAGGCCACGGGAAAUAUGCUGAGCUUGUUAAUCUUUUUCAGUGGAAGGGGGUAGAGCUAAAACUGAAACAUGUUCAAGCUGUCGGUGUUUAUGGUUGGAGUAGUGUAUGUGAGACAAUAAUUGGCGAGUGGUUGGAAGAUAUUUCUCAGAACCAGAUUCAUAAAUUACUGAAAGGUCUUCCUCCCAUUCGAUCACUGGUUGCCGUUGGAUCUAGUGCUGCAAAGUUAGUGUCGCUACCUGUGAAGAACUACAAGAAAGAUCGCAAAAUAGUGAAGGGUAUGCAAAGAGGUACAAUUGCAUUCUUGAGGAGUGUCUCACUUGAGGCUAUUGGACUUGGAGCACAUAUUACAGCUGGGGCCCAUGCUAUCCUCCUUCAAGCAGAAGACAUUAUUUCAACCAGUCCACCGACCUCGCCUUUACAAAACAGAGGGAGUUCUAAUGCCAGACCAGGUCAACCUAAAGAUGCUCGCCAAGGAAUACAGCAGGCUUUUGAGACCAUCACUGAUGGUUUUGGAAAAUCCGCAUCCGCUUUAGUACAAACUCCCCUGAAAAAGUACCAGCGCGGGGCUGGUGUAGGGUCCGCCUUAUAUACAGCUGUUCAGGCGGCACCUGGAGCAGCUAUAGCACCCGCUUCUGCUGCUGCACGUGCAGUGCACUCUGCGCUUAUUGGCGUCAGAAAUAGCCUUGAUCCCGAGCACAAGAAAGAUUCAAUGGAUAAAUACUUAGGGUCAAAUCGGCCUCAGCCACGUUAAUUCACGUAAAAGGGUCUCCAAUCCCAUCAAGUGUGAAACUUGCAGCCCAUUUAGCAAGAAGCAAGACAAAUUCAUAGCAACAGAACAGCACCCCCAAGGAAUUGACAGUAUCAGGAAGUGGGAUGUCAUGACUCAUUGCAAAAGCUCUCGUGUGAAUGUACUCGAUUGCGUUUGUCUGCAGUGGAAACCGUCCCAGUGAUGAAGGGUGCAAUGUCAUUAUUAGGUUCAAUGUGUACAUAAUAGGUGAUGGUGAUGAUAUUCGUUUUAAAGUAAAGAUGAUAGAAUUAGAUAAUGUGUAUAUGUGAGAACUAUUUGUUUGUGAUUGCUCGGGCCAGGUCUGUAAAGCUAGAACUAUAAUGGUGUUUUUGUAGAUAUUAUAUACUUAUAAUUUGGAUUUUGGAA
Molecule: messenger RNA, 5983 nt
Organism: Erigeron canadensis
Lineage: Eukaryota; Viridiplantae; Streptophyta; Magnoliopsida; Asterales; Asteraceae
Product: autophagy-related protein 2
Exons: 13
Coding region: 119-5581 (1820 amino acids)
Biological process (GO): autophagy of mitochondrion; autophagosome assembly; reticulophagy
Cellular component (GO): extrinsic component of membrane; phagophore assembly site
Molecular function (GO): phosphatidylinositol-3-phosphate binding
Source: RefSeq, a predicted model, not a curated record